Molecule: messenger RNA, 1377 nt
Organism: Spathaspora passalidarum NRRL Y-27907
Lineage: Eukaryota; Fungi; Ascomycota; Pichiomycetes; Serinales; Debaryomycetaceae
Gene: TRM12
Product: Trm12p
Exons: 1
Biological process (GO): tRNA methylation; wybutosine biosynthetic process
Cellular component (GO): cytoplasm
Molecular function (GO): tRNA methyltransferase activity; S-adenosylmethionine-dependent methyltransferase activity
Source: RefSeq, a predicted model, not a curated record
AGACAAUGCCGAUUAAGCUAAUUAUAUCAGACCCAAAAUCAGUUAAACGAAUAAAACAAUGUCUCGAACAAAAUAAUCAACUUAAUAAAUCAUACAAGAUCCAAAAGUGUAAUGACAAGUUUGAAAUAUUUACAAAUUUACCUGAAAUAACCGAGGAGUUUACACAAUACCACUACGAAAUAUACGAAGAGAGACCAAAACAGGCAGAAAUAACAUUAGAACUGGUAAUUAAAAAAUUUCUUAACUUAAAGAAUGUUGCUAUCUGUAAUGAGUUAGUGAUACCGAAACGAUGGUCAAUCUAUCCACCAAUGAUUCUAUUCAAUUCCAAUACAUUUGAUUCUCAACCUUGGCAAGAACUAUUCAACAGCAUAUCUUCACAUGAAUUGUUUACAUAUAUAAUAUUGCACCAGCAAGAUGUAUUUGGAACUUCUGAAAUUACUCAUAUUGCGGUUAAUAAACCAAUUAUAGAAUCGGACAUUAUGCGCAGACCCUUCAAUGUCUUACCAUUAUAUGGAGACUUUGGUCCAGCGACUUCAUUUGACAAUCCCACUGAAAUGGAUUUUCUGAAUGCAUUCUGGUGUCAUGUUGUUCAAAAUGGAAUUUAUCAAACUUGGGCUCCAAGAUAUACCAUGUUUUCUCGAGGUAACAUCAAAGAAAAGAAGCGAGUACUUGAAACAUGCAAGAAUCUUAAAGGUACCGUUGUAUUUGAUUUUUAUUGUGGAAUUGGAUAUUUCUCAUUAUCAUAUCUUAAAAAUGGUGCUCGACUCAUGUGUUGGGAAUUAAACCCUUGGUCAGUAGAAGGGUUUAGAAGAGCAUUAGAACAUGCAAAGUAUACAUAUCUUAUCAUCCGUCCUGAUGAUAACUUCUCUUACCAACAAUACCAAGAAACAAUUGUGGAUGUGAUUAUAUUUAUUGAAAGUAAUGAAAAUAUCCCAAAAAGACUAGAGCUGUUUCCUGAAAACAGCUUGCCAAUAAGUCAUAUAAAUUUGGGUUUGUUACCUACUUCAAAGCUUGCCUGGGGUAUGGCCGAUCAAUUGAAAUUCAAAUCAACAAGAGAAACUAUUGUACAUGUUCACGAAAAUGUUCAUAUUGAACAAUUUGACCAAAUACAAGAGGAAUCAAAAGAAACUUUUCAAAAUGGGGAAAUAGUUCAUUUGGAAAAAGUAAAGACUUUUGCCCCGGAUAUUUGGCAUAUUGUAAUUGAUAUUAAGAAUAAAAAGUAGUACAAACAUACAGUCAUGUUAACAUAAUUAACAAUAUCGUAUUUGAAGUGGUAAUAGGAAUUGGCACUAUUCCUAGCUUACUAAGGAAUAUCAUUGAGUCGGAAAUAGCUCCAAGCAAGUAUGGAAAACUAUGUACCAAUUUCAACUACAUUAU